Macadamia integrifolia is the source of this 1139-nucleotide messenger RNA. RefSeq names its product protein CWC15 homolog. Gene Ontology annotation, molecular function: RNA binding. Lineage: Eukaryota; Viridiplantae; Streptophyta; Magnoliopsida; Proteales; Proteaceae. The record is from RefSeq and is a predicted model, not a curated record. The coding region runs from base 260 to 934 and encodes 224 amino acids. Gene Ontology annotation, biological process: mRNA cis splicing, via spliceosome. The transcript is spliced from 9 exons. Gene Ontology annotation, cellular component: catalytic step 2 spliceosome.
CUCCCCUUGAUGUUCAAUUAUCAAAGCCCCAACGGGCGUCUGCGACUCUGCUCCUCCUACUUUUCUCUUCGUUUUUUCUGACCAAACAGGGAACCCUAGAGAAGGGCCAUUGAGUACCGCGGCUAUCUCUGUCUCGUGCUUUCGCCAGAGAAAUUGUUAGCAGUUACUGCAUCGCCGGUCGUCCUCAGAUUCACCGACUCGUCGUAUAUAUCUUCGGUCAGCGUCACCGUUCCAUCAAGUGGAGGGCUAGCAAAAAGACAUGACGACAGCAGCACGACCCACAUGGGCACCUGCAAAAGGUGGUCACGAGCAAGGAGGUACUCGAAUUUUUGGCCCCUCCCAGAAAUAUUCUUCAAGAGAUAUUGCAUCUCACACGACUCUGAAGCCCAGGAGAGAAGGGCAGAAUACUCAAGAUGAGUUGCAGAAACGGAACCUUCGGGAGGAGCUAGAAGACAGUGAGCGGAGGCAUUUUUCCUCAAAAGAGGACAGAGACCGGAGGAAGGGAGGUCACCUUCUCUUGGAAGGAACAAAGAGAGAUGCUGAAGAUCGCAUUGUUCCACGCAGUGUGGAUGCUGAUGAUUCAGAUGUUGAUGUUAAAAGUGAUGAUGGAAGUGAUGAUAAUGAUGACGAUGACGAAGAUGACACAGAAGCUCUUCUGGCCGAGCUUGAACGAAUAAAGAAAGAAAGAGCUGAGGAGAAUCUUCGAAAGGAACGGCAAAAGCAGGAAGAGGAUCUGAAGGUCAAAGAAGCAGAACUCCUCCGUGGAAAUCCUCUACUCAACAAUCCAACUUCCUUCAAUGUCAAAAGGAGGUGGGAUGAUGAUGUGGUUUUUAAGAACCAAAGUCGUGGUGAAACCAAGACUCCGAAGCGUUUCAUCAAUGAUACCAUUAGAAAUGACUUCCAUCGGAAAUUUCUUCAGAAAUACAUGAAGUGAUUCAAGCGUUCUUAUUCUGGGAUUACAACCAUUGUACUUACAAAUGUGAUUACUAAAUGUAAUAGAAGCAUAUUUAAUUUUUCUUGAGAUUUGGCUGAUUAUCUAUACUAGGUGAUACUCAUUUAUUUGUGAUCACUAUAGAUGGUAAUAGUUUGUCGUUGUUAUACAUCUAUAACAUGAUGUUGAAUUGAUCGUUGAAGUUACA